AUGAGAAGGAAAGUCUGGAAUAAGAAAAGGGGUCUGGAGCUUCAUAAUCGAAUUGGUCUAUCAGCACAAUUCAAGAAAGGAGCAAUCCUUAGGUCUGUAGCGGCUUCUAUUUCACUAUCUAUGGCAGUCGUGGUAGAUUGUUACUCAAUGAGGCUGAAGCAACCUUACAGACAGAUGGGGCAAGUACUUGGGCUAAACUGUGAAGGCAAAGAGGAAGAGGUUGUGAGCAAGCUUAUUGAAUUACAGGGGUUAGGUUGGCCUGAAAAAUGUAGGAAAGUCAAACGGGUGCUUAAGGAGAGGAACAUAGAUAUGAUACUCUUGAAAGAGACCAAAAAAGAGGUAGUCAAUUCAGAGCUGGUGCAAACCAUUUGGGCUGGGGAAAAAAUGGAGUUUAUGUCAGUUGAUUCAGUAGGGACUGCUGGUGGGCUUCUCUUUAAUGUUUAUGGGUCAAAUGAUCCUGUAGGAAAAAAAGGGGUAUGGAAUAUCCUUGUGAAACUUAAAUCACAAUUCUUGGACCCAUGGUGCUUGGGGGGUGAUUUUAAUGAAAUUAAAAGCAUUUCUGAAAGAAAAGGUUGUUCUAGGAGGGAUAAGGGGAUGAGGGAGAUCAAUGAAAUGAUAAAGCAAUUAGAGGCUUUCAACUUUAAGCUUUGGGGUUUACCUAGACUGGUCUCUAAUCAUUGCCUUAUUGUUCUGAUGAAGGAUGAGAGGGAUUGGGGUUCUAGACCAUUCAAGUUUAUAAGUGCCUGGUCCUUGCAUCCAAAAUUCUUGUCAUUUGUGGAACAAACUUGGGCUGCUCUAAAUGUGAUGGGUUGGGCUGGAUUCAAAUGUUUAGUCAAACUCAAAGCUUUAAAAUCCACUUUGAAGAGGUGGAAUAUGGAGGUGUUUGGAAAUGUGGAGAGCAAGCUCAAAGCUACAGAGGAGGAAGCUCAUGCCCUUGAUCUAGUUGCUGAAGAAAGGGUGCUAUCUGCAGAUGAAUUAGCCAGGAAGAGAAAACUGAAAGGUGAUGCUUGGCAGCUAAGUAAAAUGCUGGAGAGGAUGUGGUUUAAAAAAUCUAGACUUAAAUGGGAAUUAUUGGGUGAUCGAAAUACCGCUUUUUCCCAUGCUAUGGCCAGGUGUAGAAGUAAUAGGAAUGCCUUAUGCACCAUUUUGGUGAGUGGGAUCACUAUAGAAGAGCCUCCAGCUAUUACAGCUGAGGUGUUGAAUCACUUCAGCAAUAUGUUUGAGGAGUCUUAG
Molecule: messenger RNA, 1233 nt
Organism: Camellia sinensis
Lineage: Eukaryota; Viridiplantae; Streptophyta; Magnoliopsida; Ericales; Theaceae
Source: RefSeq, a predicted model, not a curated record